Symbiodinium pilosum is the source of this 1353-nucleotide messenger RNA. Lineage: Eukaryota; Dinophyceae; Suessiales; Symbiodiniaceae. The record is from the annotation of a GenBank genome assembly.
AUGGCAUAUCCAGUCCGUGCCUUUUGGCUCGCGCCUCUUCUCGUUCUCAUUGUGCCACUUGUGCUGCUGAACUGGAGGAUAUCACCUCCGACUAUACCGGCCUUCGAAGUGCGUGACAUGCAAAAUGAGUCUCUGUCCAGUCUGAGUCACGAGUCACAGGAAGGCUACCAGCUGAGUUCAUGUAUUCGGCGAGGUGAACGAGUGUGGAAUCUUGGGGUUGACAUUGGCACAUCGUGCAUCAUCAUCGCCAAGCUGUCGGGAAACUCUACCGGAACUGUUUGUGUCGAGCCAAACAUGCUUGUCCUUCCAAAGGCGCGAGAAAACCUAGCGAGGAAUGCAGUCGGAGAUGUCCAUGUGGUUAGCGGCUUGGUUGCCGACGCAGCCCAUUGCCCUGAGUCAGUACCGUUUUACGGGGUCGACGAAGAGCUCAAUGCUGAGACCGGAACUGCAGCGCGGCUUCCCCGUGAGAUGUCCUAUGAAGGAAUGAGCUAUAGCGUUGAGAGCUGUUACAGUCUGCCGUACCUGGCAUCAAGGUUUGGCACGCCUGCUGUGCUAUUUGCUGAUUGUGAGGGCUGCCUGCCAAACAUCUUCCGGCAGUUCCCGUCGUUUUUCCGCAGGCGAGAGCUUCGGAUGAUAAUCUACGAAAUGGAUGGGGAUCACCUCGCUUACAAUAAGUUUCAUGAAGCUCUGGUAGAGGCUGGGUUCAAGCUGUUGGAGUUCGGUUUCGUGUGCGUGUGGUCGCGGGAGCUGAUGCCCGUCCUGAACUUAUGGCCAGUGUACCACAAGCUCUUAGCCCCCAGCAUCAUCACCUUCUUGCUGGAUCUGCUCAUGGCUUGCAUUCUUCCAGCUCGCUUGGCAACAGUGCCAUUCUGGCGUUUCCUUUCCAUCUCACACUGCAUUGACGGCGCCUUCUGCGAGCCUGGGGGUGUCUUGACGCGGUGCAUGCUGGCACCGCUCUGCCAGGGCGACGGCAACGUUCGCGACUGGCGUCUGUUUGGCGGAUUGUACUACCCGAGCGACUGGAUAAAGCCACGACAUGAGUUGUCGAGCUGGUCAAAGCACGGUUUCUACACUCUCAUGAAGUGGUUCUUUCUCCUAGCCCUGAUCGCUUGGCCAGCGGCUCUACAUGCUUCGGAGUCAGAGAGGGCAGCGCUCAGGUUCAUGGGCAUUAUCUUCACUGCCAGCCUGGUGGCUGGAUACCUUCUGGCGGAGAUCUGCGGCCAGUUCGGGUAUCCGGGUGAUCCUGAGAUGUUCAUCUGGAUGGUCUCGGUACUGGCUACGGUCGCCUUGUCUCUUUGGGCCAUUCAGUCACUGCCACGGAAAGCUGGUCGAGAGGGUUCUAGCGCUGUUUGA